AUGUCAGAGAUUUGUUCAACAAGUUGUUGGCAAUAUGCUAUUGAUAAUCCAAAUUGUUUUCCAAAGAUUGGAUUUACAAAAGUUUGCUUUAUGAGUGGAAAUUACACAUGUGCUUCAUCAUCUGGAUUUACUAUUUUAUCUGAUGAACUUUCUUUUAUAAAUUAUGGUCUUUAUCACCCAGAUGAAAUAAUUGGGAAAUUUAUAAAAAUAAAAGGAAAUGAAUAUAAAGUAACCAAAGCUACAAAUUCAAUUAUAAAUUUAUCAAAUUCAAAAAAUGGAAGGGGUAUUUUUAUAUAUAGAUCACCACCACUUUUAUUUAUAGGUGUAUAUAAUGAUGCUUUCAGAUUACAUGUUUACCAAAGAGAAGAGUGGUUUAAAAAUAUACAGGAAAUUAUAAACGGGGUUGUAUUUUCAAUUACCAUUGGGACAACUUCAAAGGUUCACGAAAUUUUCAAAAAUAAAAACAAUAAUAAAAGGUGA
Molecule: messenger RNA, 480 nt
Organism: Dictyostelium discoideum AX4
Lineage: Eukaryota; Evosea; Eumycetozoa; Dictyosteliales; Dictyosteliaceae
Exons: 4
Coding region: 1-480 (159 amino acids)
Molecular function (GO): actin binding
Source: RefSeq, a predicted model, not a curated record